Messenger RNA from Daktulosphaira vitifoliae (grape phylloxera), 1296 nucleotides. RefSeq names its product procathepsin L-like. Gene Ontology annotation, molecular function: cysteine-type endopeptidase activity. The record is from RefSeq and is a predicted model, not a curated record. The transcript is spliced from 8 exons. Gene Ontology annotation, cellular component: lysosome. NCBI's taxonomy places the organism in Eukaryota, Metazoa, Arthropoda, Insecta, Hemiptera, Phylloxeridae. Bases 138 to 1163 code for a protein of 341 amino acids.
AUAGACAUUUCCAAUACACUUUAACACGUCGCACAAACGUUAGAAGUCUAAUGCUAAAUGGAUAUGUAUAGUGUUUUUUUAAGUUAUAUAUAUAUAUUUAUUUAAUUAAUUUUUAAUCCUAAUGAUUAUUUUAUAAUAUGUGGAAUGAGCUCAGACGUGUGAUUCUUUUAUUGGCGUUUUGUAAUUUGGGACACACACUAAAAGCUAAAUACACUCCUCAAUUAGAUUUACACUGGAAUAUUUUUAAAGAUACACAUAAUAAGACUUACUCAAGGACAAAGGAAAUACAUCAUCGAUUAGUAUGGGAAGAAAAUUUUCAUCAUACCAAGAAACAUAAUGAUGAAGCCAAAGAUGGAAAACACAAUUAUACACUAUAUCUUAAUCAUUUAUCUGAUAUGCCUCCUAAAAUGUAUGACAGACAUUUCACAAGGCUCUCUCAUAGUAAACUACCAGCUUCUAAAAAAGUAGUAAUAUCAAAUAUUCAUCGACAUCAUAAUGUCACACAACUUCCUGAAGAGUUUGAUUGGCGGGAUAAAGGAUUUAAAACUCCUGCUUGGAAUCAACUAGAUUGUGGAGCAUGUUACGCAUUUAGCAUCGCUAGUAUGUUAGAAGGUCAACUUUUUAAAGAAACUGGCAAGUUACAUACAUUAAGUUCACAACAAAUUAUUGAUUGUUCAAUUGCAUAUGGGAAUCUAGGUUGCUCUGGAGGAUCGUUUAGAAAUACUUUAGAGUACAUUAAAAGAGUUGGAGGUAUUAUGCAAGGAAUAGAUUAUACAUACAAAGCAAAGGAGACUUUAUGUCAUUUUAGAAAGUUCAAAGCUAUUCUUCAGAUAUCUUCAUGGUCAAUCUUACCACCGUUUGAUGAACAUGCAUUGAAAGCAACAGUUGCUCUUGUGGGUCCCGUCAGUGUUUCAGUCAAUGCAAGUCCGAAAACUUUUCAGUUAUACUCAUCUGGAAUAUAUGAUGAUCCAAUGUGUUCUUCUACGUAUGUUAAUCACGCUAUGUUGUUAAUAGGCUAUACAAAAAACGCAUGGAUACUUAAAAACUGGUGGAGUUCUCUGUGGGGUGAUAAUGGCUAUAUGUAUAUGGCUCGUGGAAGGAACCAAUGCGCAAUAGCCUCCUACGCAGCCUAUGCUACGAUAAAAGACCCAAAACAACAUUGAUUACUAAAAAUCUAUUCCCAAAGGAUUUAUUGUAGUUUCUAUUUUUGAAACAAUGGUUUUAAUCAAUACAGUAUUUGUAUGCUAAAAUGAAUAAUUUAGGACAAAAAUAAUAAUAAAAUUAAAGUAAAUAUUA